GACAACCCUGUGCAACAUUUUCAUUCUAAGAAUGGUUUUGGACAUGAACCUGCAGUGAGCUUUCAUUAUUUCUUCAUGCUGUUUCUUGUUUUUGUUUUUUUUUGGAAAUAAGAAUUUAUCUAUCAGUCACCAGCUAUGGCAAAAGUUUGGCUGAUUCUUUUUCUCUUUUUUGCAUUGGUUAUCUCAGUCCUGCUACAGAACCCAAUCAAUAUAAAAGAUCUAGUUUUCUCUCGCUGCAGAAUAUCGGGUGUGCUCUUGGUAUCGUUAGGAAAAGAUUACAAAUUCAAUGCAACCUAUGCUAAGUUUGUAUGUCAGUCUUUAGGAGUUAAUUUGGCAACAAAAGACCACAUCAAGAAGGCUUCCGAACAUGGCUUAGAAACAUGCCGGUUUGGCUGGAUUGUUGAAAAUGUGGCUGUGGUCUCUCGAAUAAAACCUCUUCUCAGCUGUGGUCAAAAUAAGACCGGAGUAUUAGAAUGGCGUGUGCCAUUAGAAAAACUAUUUGAUGCCUACUGCUUCAAUUCAACAGAUACAAUGACAAACUCUUGUGCACCCAUAAUGAACACCACAGCACCUUCCCCUACGAUAAAAACAGAAUUAACAGAAGAGAAAACGUCACCAACUUUGAAGUCUCCAUUGGCUACCUCCACAAAACUGAUGGUGGACCCAAGUGCAAUUCCUGUAACACAGUCUCCGCGAUCACAAACUACUAAAGCGAAGUCUUCAUCGUCACCACAAGCCACUAAUGCACUGUACUCAUCACCACAAGCAACUAAUGCACAGUCUAGCUCAUCACUGACUACUAGUACAUCUGGCCACACUGGACCAAUGGACCCCAAUGGAAAUGCAGACACAUCUGUACAGAGUAAAGCAAUUCGGUUUGGAGCAUUAUCAACUGCAUUACUUGUUCUUUGUAUCGUAUUCUUCUUAACAGCUUUGACAGCAGGGGUCUGCUAUUUCAAACAGUACAUGAAAACACUUCCAAUAGUGGACGGUAAUCAGGAAAAGGAGUGCAUUGAAACCGAACUCUUGAAACACAACCAAGUUGACGAGAAUGAGCAAAAGCAAGAACAGACAGAACACCAGACUGAAAAUCUCAAAGACAACAAUGGUGCCAAAGACAUAAGCGUGACAGUUCCUCAUGAAACAAACGCACAGGAUUGAAGGAGAUGUUACACAUUGUCAAAUACAGUUUUUACAUUUUAUCUUUUUUUUUAUGUUAAUGUAUUUUUCAACUUCAUUUCGUUGCAUUUGAAAUAUUAAUAGUUUGUCAACAUUAGAAUAUAUGUGUAACACUCAAUUAUUACUUUCAUGAUAAUCUCACAACUGUUUAUUCAAUAAAUUUAACCUCACAGCUUUACAGUUUCAGUAGAUCAAAUUGAAAAGUACAAGCCCCCUACACACACUUGAGAAAAUGUAUUAAGGUUUUGAGAAAUGCAGUUUUUGCAUAACACACUUUUUUUUUUUUUACCUUUUAAUGUAUAUAUUUUUUAAUAUAAUGUGUCCAAACACUAAUUUCAGAAUGUAAUUCUAUUCUGAUUGAGGAAUAAAUGUAUACAUAACGGUGGUGAAGGCAUAAGAAGUUGGAUCAAUGUUUUGUUUGUUUGUUUUUUUAAACCAAAAGUCAGCCAACUAAAAGAAUGCUUAAAUGCUGUGAUUGUAAACUGCAGGAAACAAUAGCAGAGGUCAUUUGCGUCUAUCACAACAUGUUUUCAAAGACUGAUGAAACAGAAAAAAAAAAGUACACGAAAAAGGAAGCCUUCACACUCAGGAACUGUUUAAUAAAUUACCAUUUUCCUUACAAGGGUCAUUUUAGAUAUUAAGAGAUGUUUGUUUGUUUUUUAUCUACCCUCUUUUCUCAGUUUUUAAUCAUAACACUAUGCAGCAUAAUAAUGUAUAGAUGGGUUAGUAUGUUGUAUCGCCUACACAUUACAUCUUGUAAGUUUGUGCUGUCAUGUUCCUGUUUUAAAACCUUACAGCACAGGUAUUUGCUAUGUAUACUUGUUAUUGUGAAACAUACUCAAUAAAACAGUUUAUUAUUAUUAAA
Messenger RNA from Polyodon spathula (Mississippi paddlefish), 2044 nucleotides. RefSeq names its product lymphatic vessel endothelial hyaluronic acid receptor 1-like. The coding region runs from base 136 to 1161 and encodes 341 amino acids. Gene Ontology annotation, cellular component: plasma membrane. Gene Ontology annotation, molecular function: hyaluronic acid binding; transmembrane signaling receptor activity. The record is from RefSeq and is a predicted model, not a curated record. Gene Ontology annotation, biological process: cell adhesion. NCBI's taxonomy places the organism in Eukaryota, Metazoa, Chordata, Actinopteri, Acipenseriformes, Polyodontidae. The transcript is spliced from 6 exons.